UUUUCUCUCUAUAUAUAUUAUAUGUGCAUUAAUUUUGUAUUUUUUUUUUUGCUUUUUAAUCGACAAAGGAAACAUUUAAAUUAAUAAUUAACUCGCACAUAAUUAUCUAAACAAAUCAAUAAAAAAAUUUAAACAACAACAAGUUUCAGUAUGUAAGACUUUUGUGAUUCAAUUUCCAAAAAGAAAAAAAAAAAAAAAUCCCAAAAAACAAGGAAUAAUAUUUUGUUUAAAAAAAAGAUAUUUUUCAUCCCAGAGUGUGUGUCUCUGUUCUUCCUUUUUUCUAUCGUGAUCUUGUAAUUGUAAUAGAAUAAUUUUAUUACACUCAAACUCAACUCAAAAUGCCACUUGCUGACUCGAUCAAAGACCUUCGCCUGGGAGUGUCCAUUGCCAAUAAUGCCACUCUAACAACAACAACAACAAUGUCAGAGCGGACCUCCGACGCCUGUCAGGAUGAUUCAGAUACUCUCAUGGAAGGGAUUGUAUGUGGUCGUGAUUCCGCUACCGAUAACAAUCAUCACCAACACAUGGAUUGUUGCGAGGAUGACACAGAAAUGAGAGAGAAUGAGAUAGAAUUGAGAGAGGUGGUUAAAGAGGGUCACGACAAGGCCGACCCAUCACAAUUUGAAUUACUCCGAGUUCUGGGCGAGGGUUCCUUUGGCAAAGUAUUUUUAGUUAGAAAAAUAAUUGGCAAAGAUGCGGGUGCUUUAUAUGCAAUGAAAGUACUCAAAAAAGCCACCCUCAAAGUUAAAGACAGGGUUCGGAGUACAAAUGAGAGAAAGAUUCUAGCCGAUGUGGGGCAUGCUUUCAUUGUCAAACUCCAUUAUGCCUUUCAGACUCCUGGCAAACUCUAUUUAAUCUUAGAUUUCUUGCGGGGUGGGGAUUUAUUCACUCGAUUGAGUAAAGAAGUAAUGUUCACCGAGGAGGACGUUAAGUUCUAUCUCGCUGAAUUGGCUUUGGCUAUGAAUCACCUUCAUCAAUUGGGUAUUAUCUAUCGUGACCUUAAACCAGAGAAUAUUCUUCUCGAUGAACAUGGUCAUAUUGCUUUGACUGACUUUGGGCUGUCCAAACAGCCUUUGGAUGGUUCAAAGACUUAUAGUUUUUGUGGAACUGUUGAAUACAUGGCUCCUGAGAUAGUCAAUAGAAAAGGACAUGAUUUCGCCGCAGAUUGGUGGUCAUUUGGCGUCCUUAUGUAUGAAAUGCUAACUGGCAAUUUGCCAUUUCAUGGAACUUCCCGUCAAGAGACGAUGAAUCAGAUUCUACGCACAAAACUGGGUAUGCCAGAGAAUCUUAGUCCGGAAGCACAAUCUUUACUGAGAGCUUUAUUUAAACGUAACCCACAAAAUCGGCUUGGAGCUGGUCCGAAUGGUAUUGACGACAUAAAAGCCCAUCCAUUCUUUGCGACAAUUGAUUGGGAUGGUUUGGUUCGAAAAGAUGUUAGACCGCCAUUUAUUCCGGCUGUUUCACGCGAUGAUGCAUUUUACUUUGAUGUAGAAUACACUUCGAAAUCUCCGAGAGAUUCGCCAGGUGGUCCAAUAAGUGCCAGUGCCCAUGAAAUCUUUCGUGGAUUUAGUUUUGUGGCGCCAGUUCUACUUGACGAUGUAUCGCCAACACUUGUGCCAAUAGCCCAGAGCCUUAUGCAGCAAGCUACAGCUACAGUCACUCAAAAUAGUAUUCCUGGUGUAGUGACUGCGGGUAAUUUUCAAACUGAAUAUAAUUUACUGCAGGAACUGGGACGCGGGACGUUCUCAGUUUGUCGUUUGUGUGAGCAUAAGACCACUAAGAAACACUUUGCAGUUAAAAUUAUUGAUAAAACUGCAAAUGAUUGUUGGGAAGAGGUUGAGAUUAUGUUGCGCUAUGGUAAUCAUCCGAAUAUUGUGACCUUAUUUAGUGUCUAUGAGGAUACUAGUUCGGCGUACCUUGUAAUGGAGUUGUUGAAGGGUGGAGAGUUGUUGGAUCGGAUUUUAGCUGUUCAAACGAUGUGUGAAAGUGAGGCAAGUGCAGUAUUGCGGACAAUUGUCUCGGCUGUGGCUUAUCUUCAUGAUCAUGGAGUGGUUCAUAGGGACCUGAAACCUUCGAAUAUGAUUUACGCAUCGAUGAGACAAACUCCUGAUUCACUUAAAUUGUGUGAUUUGGGAUUUGCUAAGCAAUUGCGGGCUGAUAAUGGGCUUUUGAUGACACCGUGUUAUACUGCGAAUUUUGUUGCUCCAGAGGUUCUAAAGCGACAGGGAUAUGAUUUAGCUUGCGAUAUAUGGUCUUUAGGAGUUCUUCUUUAUAUAAUGCUCUCUGGCAGAACACCGUUCGCUUCAACGCCAAAUGACUCACCCGAUGUGAUCCUGAAACGUAUCGGUUCCGGUAAUAUUGACUUGUAUUCGAAAAAAUGGGCAGACAUUUCACCAGCUGUGAAAGACUUACUACGACAAAUGGUUCACAUUGUGCCGGAGAAUAGGCCAACAGCAACACAAAUACUCCAACAUCCUUGGUUGCGAGAGCAAGCGCCAUCGUGUGUUCGUUUAACAGCACAUUCAGGUGCUGUUCAACAGACAUCCAUGAAGGAAGCAUCGUUGGCAUUGAAAGGAGCCUUGGAUGCGACAUUCCGUGCCAUUGCAAUACCACAGGCAGCUAAUAUUGGACCGGUAGAGCUUUCUAAGCUGGCUAAGCGACGUGCCAAGGAUCGUGCCACUAUACACUCUUAACGCUAGUGCCAUCAUGUAAAUCCUUCUUAUUGUGAUGGUGUCGUUGUAGCUUUUUCAAUUAUUACCCUUUAGCGCAAAAGCAACCAUCAUCAUUUAAGUAGGACAACAACAAAAAACAUUAUAUAGUUAUUAUUAUUAUCAAUGAAUUUAUUAUUAUAUUUAUAUAUAAACAAAAUAUAUAUAUAUUCCAGAAAAAAAGAAAAAAACCUUAGGAAAAUGCAGUUAUUAUAAAACAAAUUAUUAUAUUAUACAAAAAAAAGUUAUUUAAACUAUAUAAAUAAAAACGAAAAUUAAACAAAAAAAUUAAUUAUAUUAUAAUCAUGAAGACGACAGAUGCAGCAGUCGAUUACUUCGUGCUUCUCUCCAUUUAUUAGUAUUAAAAAAAAAAUUAACAAAAAAAAAUUAAGAACAAAAUAAUUAUUGAUAUUUAUACACAUCCUUCAACACAAAAACC
Messenger RNA from Episyrphus balteatus (marmalade hoverfly), 3147 nucleotides. RefSeq names its product ribosomal protein S6 kinase 2 beta (gene S6kII). Lineage: Eukaryota; Metazoa; Arthropoda; Insecta; Diptera; Syrphidae. The coding region runs from base 339 to 2693 and encodes 784 amino acids. The record is from RefSeq and is a predicted model, not a curated record. Gene Ontology annotation, molecular function: ribosomal protein S6 kinase activity; magnesium ion binding; ATP binding. Gene Ontology annotation, biological process: intracellular signal transduction; protein phosphorylation. The transcript has a single exon.